AUGUAUGACAUUAAUAGAGCUCAAUGUGUGGAAGUGGUGAGUGCCGAACUGGAUGUUCUGAACAGUGAUGAGUUGAAGAGAAUUUCAUUAGGAAAUUAUGAAAACGAAUUAUAUGAAUUUGAAAAAGUACAUUCAAGUGGAAUGACAUCUAAAUUGUUUUUUGAUCCGAGAUAUGGUACUGUAGAUUGUAGACAAAUAUGUACAGUAUGUUUUGAAAGACAUGAGAAUUGCAUUGGCCAUAUUGGACAUUUGGAAUUUACUUUACCAGUGUUCAAUCCGUUGUUUUACAAAGAUCUUUAUGAAUUACUUAGUUUGGUUUGUUACAACUGUUAUUAUUUUUGCUGUUCAGAAGAAGUAAUUUUCUUAUUAAAACACAUUUAUCAGUUGAAGGCCCUGAAUGAAUUGGAGAGUACAAAUAAAAUUGCAUGCAAAGGGAACUAUGACAAGGAGUAUAUCAUUGAUCAGAUUGAGAAAUUAUAUCUAAAAAUAUGCAAUGAGGAAGGAGACUCUUUUCUCCAAGAGAUUGUUGUCGAUGCAGAGGAGGCAUGCUUGGAAAGAGGCUUUAUGAGUCCAGACAAAGGUGAUGCAAAUAUGGUUCAAAGUGGCAAUGCGGAUUCAGUGCAUGAAAAUGCAGUUGAGGAAACGAAUGCGGAUCCAACAGAACUGCGAGGUGCAGAGAGGAAAGGAAAUGACGAGGUGAAUUUUAAAAAGCUGACAGAAAAAAUUAGAAAAUUUAAUUUCAGUCCAACCAAAUUAGCAUUUCAGGGAAAUUAUAAUUAUGAAGAAUAUCUAAUUUUAUGUAAAACGUUGAAAGCACUGAUGAAGAAAAGUUCUAGAUGUCAUUCAUGUCAUUUUAAGAGAAAUAUAACUGCAAAGAUGUCGCAAAAAAGGGAUACCAUAAAUUUCGUUGGAUCCUAUUUGAACAACUCAUUUUUUAAAAAGUUCAUAAAAGUAGAAGAGAAGAAGAAAAAGAAAAAAAAAGAACAAACUUAUAAUGAAAAAGGAGAACUCGUGGGGUAUGACGAGGUGGAAGUAGAAGACGACCUAGAGAAUAUGUUGGAAUUGGAUGAAGAGAUGGAUAACAUGCAACAGGCAAGUGGCAAUGAAAGAUUUGGGAGGUUGGAAGAUCCAGACGAGAGAAAAAAAGGAGUUGAAAGUGUAGAAAUUGGAAUAAGAUUGGGAGAGCAAGAUCGAGAUGAAAACAGUAGUGGUGCAGUAGAUGAAGCUCCACAAUUGAGUACUUCACCAGGGACAAGUGUGAACAAGAUGAUUGACAUGUACAAGAAGCAGAAUGUGAAGGAAAAGAACAUAGUGAGAUUGUUUAGUUUCCAAGUAAAAGAUUUGCUGAAGAAGAUAUUUAAAAAGAAUGACAAAGAGAUAAUGAGUUUGCUGUAUCCAUUUACAAAGAAAGAUGGGUACAAUGUUUUUUUUUUAUACAAUAUGGGUAUAAGUGCAAAUAGAUUUCGAGUGAAGCUAAGAGGAACACAUAGUAAAUCUAAGAUGCUAGAUGUAUUGAAUAGAUUUAAUUCUUAUGUGAAUUUGUGCAUAAAUGCAAAGAAAGAAAUUAAUUUUGAAUAUUUGUUGGAAAAUAAUAAAAGAGAAUUGCAAAUGUAUAAGGAAAUGUUUACUCUUUUCUCCAUAAGAAUGAAAUAUAGACUUAACACAGGUAUUAUGGAUAAUGAUACAGAAAUUACAAAAAUUGAUUUUUUAAAAGGGUAUGAUUUAAUAUAUCGAAAUAAAAGUUCAUAUAUAAACAUCCUGUUCAGCAAUUUACAAGUUGGGAUAAAUACAUUUUUUGAUAGUUCAUUUAUUGCUCAUAUGCCAAAUCCAAAGAAAAUGAAUAAUCAAGGGAUUCGAGAAAUUUUAGACAAAAAAGAAGGUAUUUUAAGAAAAAAUAUUAUGGGAAAGCGGGUAAACAAUUGUGCACGAACGGUUAUUUCUCCAGAUACAUUUAUUGAAACUAAUCAGAUAGGUGUGCCACUUGAAUUCGCAAAAAAAUUAACUAUAGAUGAAUGUAUAACAGAACAUAAUUUUGAAUAUAUAAAGAGACUUAUUUUGAACGGACCUGAUAUAUAUCCUGGUGCAUUAAGCUAUAGAGAUGCAAAAGGAAAUGUGUUUAAAUUAUCAUCUGAUUAUGAAAAUAGAAAAAUGUUAAUUAAACAACUAGAAAAAAUAAAUUUUAAAAAAAAUGUUCCCACUUUAAUUCUACAUAGACAUGCACGAGAUGGAGAUAUUGUAAUCAUGAACAGACAACCAACUUUGCAUAAAUUUUCAAUCAUGGCUCAUUUUAUGAAAAUUUUUCAAAAAGAAAAAGUAUUUCGAUUAAAUUAUGUAAAUUGUAGUUCAUAUAAUGCUGACUUUGAUGGGGAUGAGAUGAAUCUUCAUUUGUUACAAACACCUCAUGCAAGAUCAGAAGCUACUCAUCUGAUGAAUAGUGAUUUUUUAUUUACAAGUUUUAAGGAUGGUUCUCCUUUGAGAGGUUUAGCUCAAGAUUUUAUUUUGGGUGGUUUACAUUUAACUUCUCUCGAAACAUUUUUAAAUUAUGACGAGUAUUGCAACCUUUUGCAAUGUUCUCUCAAUUGUUUACUUUCAAAGAAAAAUUCCUUUUACUUUGAGAAAAAAAUACAGACGAUUGAUCCAAGUUCGUGCACCCUUUCCCGUGAUGAAAAGAGGACCACGAGUGGAAAUGGCAACCCAGGAAGUAAUGACGACGAGGAGGAGGAGGAACCCAAGCAAAGUUCAUGGAAGAUUAGGAACCACAGCUACCUAGACCCCUAUGCAUCUGUCCUGAAUAGAACCCAAUUCACCAUCGUAACGGAACAGCCAGCCAUUCUUUUCCCAAAAAAGAUGUGGACAGGAAAACAACUAAUAACAAGCAUUCUAAAAACAGUUAUAGAUAAAGUUGCAAUAGAAACAUAUAAUCGUGAUAAUAAAAACGAAUUUAUGUCAAAUUACAAAGGAAUAAAUUAUUGUGGAAAGGCCAAAACAGAUCCAUCAUUGUGGUCAUUCGAUCCUAAAAAUGAAUGUGAAGUAAUAAUAAAAAAUUCAGAGUUGUUACAAGGAGUAUUGGAUAAAGUACAUUUUGGUGCAAGUCCUAACAGUUUUGUUCAUUUAUGUUAUGAAUUGUAUGGACCUAAGACAGCAGCAGUUAUUCUUGAUUGUUUUGGAAGAUUAUUUAUCAGUUUUCUACAACUCAGAGGAACAAGUCUUAGUUUAUAUGAUUUUAUUUUAAAGAAAGAUGCAAAAAUGGAGAAGUUACGAAUAAGAAAAAGAAUAUCUUUUACUGGAUUUUAUUUACAGAAUUUAUUUUGCCAUGCCAUUGCCAAAUCGUUGAAUACAAACAUCUCACAAAUGAAUGUUUACAGCAGGGAAAAGAUGAAUUCUUAUGCUGAGAAUAACGAUUCGUUUGUGAAGAAUAUUUAUGACAUUUACCAGCGGAGGGAUGCCCUCAUUCGAGCUUUUCACAGGGAGGCACAAGGGGAAGUAGCAGAUGGGAGAAGAAGCGACAUGGGGAGAAGCAUCGACAUGGGGAGAAGCAUCGACAUGGGGAGAAGAAGCGACAUGGAGAGAAGCAUCGACAUGGGGAGAAGCAUCGACAUGGAGAGAAGCAUCGACAUGGGGAGAAGAAGCGACAUGGAGAGAAGCAUCGACAUGGGGAGAAGCAUCGACAUGGAGAGAAGCAUCGACAUGGGGAGAAGUAUCGACAUGGGGAGAAGCAUCGACAUGGGGAGAAGCAUCGACAUGGGGAGAAGCAUCGACAUGGGGAGAAGCAUCGACAUGGGGAGAAGCAUCGACAUGGGGAGAAGUAUCGACAUGGGGAGAAGCAUCGACACAUUGCAUGAACAUGCACCCUUGAAAGGUGCACCUUCGGAAGAACAGCUAGAAAUAAAGGAAGAGACAUAUUUCAUCGCCCUGUUGAAUAAAGAAAUAAAUAACAUUUUUGGAAAAUGCACAGAUAAAGAGUCAAGCAAUUUUUCAGAAUCAUCUCUUGUGGAAAAUGCCCUAAGUUGGAGUAACACUCCUCCAAAUUAUGAGAAAAAUAUAGGGAAAAAGACGAGAAACGAAAGGGAUAACAAUGCUAGAGAGGUCGAAAAAGGAAGAUUAGAUGUAGUGCAGAAGAUUCUGGCAAAGAGACUUUUUCAUUCGUUAAAUGAACCAGAAUUUCUUGAUAACCCCAAUUUUGUUGGGUCCAAAGUCAUAAAAAUAAUAGAAAAAGUGAUUACUUUUUUAAGAAAAGCUAACUGUAACAGGAAAUUGAAGAUAUAUAUUUUAUUUGAACUGUUUCAAAAUAAAAAUGUUAUGAAGUAUUUUCCAUCCUUGGAGAACUACCUGAGUGAUUUCUCAUACGAUGUAACAAAUGAAGAAAUAUUGCACCAAGUGUUGAAUAAUAUUUACAUGGAAAAAAAGGGUACCAAGAAAAACAUAACAAUGAAGUUGGAGAAGAUGGAGGAGCAAGAGGGCCCACAUGACAUACCACCAUCUACACCGGAUCAUGUAAGUAAACAAAUGGUGCAAAAAUUUUUAAUCCUUUUAGAAAAUAUGCAAAAAAGGGAAGACAAUCGUGAGAACUUGCUUGAGAAUCCAGGAGUACCAUGUUCUCGAAAUGGUGGAGAUUCCAAUUUAGACGAAGGGAAUGAAACAACCAUUCUGUCAAGUAGACAUACCUACGAGGAGAAGGAGGAUUAUUCAUUAGGUAUUCACGUAGGUGAGAAGUGUGAUAAUAACAUGGGUAACUAUAUAAACCAUCAAAUGGAAGAAGAGGAUGAAAGAAAGAUAAGUAACUGCCUGAAGAAAAGUUUCCCUUCAUUUGUGUUGAAUGAGAAUAUUGGGAAUUUAUCAUUCAAUGACAGGUACCAUUACUAUGAUGAAUACUUAAAUCUGAAAAGGACAGAAGAUGAAAUAAAUUUUCAGUUUUAUAACAUGAAAGAUGUUUUUAACAAAAUAGAAUAUUUGAUAGAGAAAUAUUUUUUACAUAUGAGAAUAGAUUUCGAUGGAUUAAUCGAUUCAUUGUUUCAGCCAUACCUUUGUCGUGUGUCAUCAAAUACGAAUAAUUUAAUAUCAAUGAAUAACCUUAUGAACAAGUUUUUAAACAAUGGGUUUAGUAAUAUGAUCUUCACAGGAGCAAAAGGAAGUAAAGUAAAUUAUGCUAUGAUUUGUGGAAUGCUAGAUCAACAGUAUUUAGAAGGAAAGAGAGUACCAAGAAUGAGAUCUGGAAAAACAUUACCAAGUUUUCAUAGAUAUGAUUAUGGUGCUCGUUCUUGUGGAUUAAUUACAGAUUGUUUUUUGGAAGGAUUAAGACCUCAAGAAUAUUUUUUUCAUUGUAUGUCAGGAAGAGAAGGACUAAUUGAUACAGCAGUUAAGACAGCAAAAUCUGGAUACAUACAAAGGUGCCUAAUUAAAUGUAUGGAAUCAGUAAUUUUGCACUACGAUGGAACUGUUAGAAAUGAAGACAAUUCGAUUAUUCAGUUUUUAUAUGGUGAGGAUGGGAUCGACCCAUCGAAAACAUCUUACUUAGAUGCAUCCAGAGACUUGAUUUUAAACCAUCACGUUGCGUUCAGCAAAUAUUUGCUCCAUAAUGCUAUUGAGAAAAUACAGAGGAAUGAAAAACUCUUUUCCAGGUUUGAAGUAGGAGGAGAAGUAGGAGAAGGAGAAGAAGGGGAGAGCGUGAGGCAGAUUGGGCGUAAAAAUGGUCUGGAAAAGAAAUACCCAAAUUCAGAUGAACGAGAACCCAUAAUAUGUCACUAUAAUCCAUACACGUACAUGGGAGCCAUAUCAGAACAGUUUCAAGUCAAGUUGAAGAACACUAUUUUGAACGAUUUGAAUUUAUCAAACUGUUAUAAUUACCCUGAAAACUUUGAUACAUUGUCUGAAUUUCUACUUAAAUCUAAGUAUUACAAUUCUCUAUGCGCUCCAGGUGAAUCUAUAGGAAUUUUAGUAGCACAAUCGUUUGGAGAACCAGCAACACAAAUGACUUUAAACACAUUUCAUUUGGCAGGUACAGAAAAUGUUACAAUGGGUAUUCCAAGAUUGAAAGAAAUAUUUUUAACAUCGAAGUUGACAUCUAAACCUAUGAUUUAUGUUCCCAUCAGAGUGGAUGGAAAUAACAUACAUGAUUUAAAAAGUGCCAAUACGAAUGUGAAAAAUGCAAACAUAGUAACAAAUGACGUAAACAAAAUGAAGAAUUACAUUACUGAAAUUGCAGACAAAAUUUUGAGUUCUUACAAAAGCAUAUGUCUUAGUGAUGUCAUUUAUGGUAUUGGUGUGGAUAGAAAAUUAAUUUUAAAAGAAUCUGAUAGGCAAAAGAAACAGAUUCAUUGUAUCCAUGUGGAGGAUAUGGGUGUAAAUGCUAAUGAAAAUGGAUUCGCUAGCUACGCUUCUGGAGAAGUCCAAACAACAAAAAUUAUGAACGCGUUACAAAACACAGAACUAAGUUUUGAAAUCGAAAAGGAAUGGAAUUAUGAAAUUGUGAUUCAGUUUGAGAAUUUACAUCACUUUUGCAAAAUUAAUAAACAUAUAACCAUGCAACUCAUUCUUAGCAAAGCUGUAAAUUGUAUUCUUUCUUCAGUAAUGAACAAAAUUCAAGAAAGUUUACUCACAUACAACUUGAGACAUAUAAAUUCGUUUAAUCAUGAGCACUAUGAUGAAUUAUUUGAAUUUAUAAAUUUGAAAAUGCAAGAAGAUUUUAAUUUUAAUUUUGAAAAAAUUGAAUAUAAAAAUGAUGAAGAUAAAAUAAAUGCAAAAUUAAAAUUCUUAUCUUCUAAAAAUGGAUCCACAACACAGACAGAUAAUGUAGUUAUACGAGAUGAGAAUCACAUUGAUGAAAAUGACUAUUAUAACAAUAAUAAUAACAAUGACUCGUUUGCCAAGUCGAUGGGUCCUAAUGGAGACACGGGUUCUGCUUCGCGAAUGUACAACACUCAGCAAGAUGAAGACACAGUGAGUGCUGAUUUUAACACCAACCCACUUGAUGCAGAAAAUAAUCUUGACACAGAAGUGGAGGAUCAUAACGAGAAUGAUGAUGAGACCGAUGUGAAUGCAUAUCGGUCGAAGGGAAGCGGGGGAAAGAGUCUGAGCGGUGCUAGCGAUUCUGGGGAAGAUGCAGAAUCAGGAUCUUCUGCAUCUGAGGAGGAAAAGGAUUAUGAUGAAAGUGAACACAGUGAGGAGGCGGAGCUUGGAAGUGAGCCCAAUGGGGAAGAAGAGGAAGAAGGGGAAGAAGAGGAAGAAGAGGAAGAAGUGGACAAAGUGGACAAAGUGGACGAAGACGAAUCGGAUUACUCCAUCCAAUUGAAAGAAAGGAAAGAUGGAAAAAAAAGGAGACCAAAUGAAGGUACUAGUGUAAAGGAAAAGAGAAAAAGAAUCCAUGGAUCCGAAUUGACAAUCCCUGUUUCGACAUCUCCACUAUCAGAGAGGUCUACUUCGGCUGAGAGAAUUGGUGAAGAUAUGGACACAGAGGGAAGUGGAAAUCAUUCAUACUACUACUCACAUAGUGUAGACAAUUCAGAAGAAGAAGAAAAAGAAAAAGAAAUCGUCAAAGAUUUUGCAAAUCUCACAUAUGAUUAUAAAAACAACAUGAACUUAAAGAACAAAUGUGAUGAUGAGGAGAUGGAAGAAGAAGAAAAAUUUGAAAGAGAGAGUGGACUGAAAAACCAAAAUGAAAAUAAAAAAUAUAUAAAAAAUAUUAUAGACAAAUUAAAAUGUAGUUUAUUAUGCUUUGUGAAGAAUAUUAGCUUCUCACCAGUUACAUGGAUACUGAAAUUUGAAAUAGGAUGGGACAUUAAUUUCUUUCCGCAUGCAAUUGAUUUUUUAAGUUAUGUAAAAACAGAAAUUGCAAAAGAAAUUUUAUUCAAAGUUAAAGAUUUAAAUAAUCCGAAAAUUUUAAAAGGAAGGGAUAUAACACACACAGGAGCUGAAUAUGAAUUGCAGAUUGAAGGAAAAAAUAUAUAUAAAUUAUACAAUAUUAAGGAUAAGUACAUUGAUAAGACCAAACUGUAUUGCAAUGAUAUCUAUACCAUUGUCAAGACCUACGGUAUUGAAGCUGGAAGACUGUGCAUAACCAAAGAGUUGAAGAAAGUCUUUGAGGCCUACGGAAUUAAGAUCGACUUUAGACAUGUGUCCUUCAUUAGCGACUUUAUGACACACACUGGCGACCUAAAAUCAUUCAGCAGACACGGACUGGGAUGUUUUCGUAACGUCUUUCACAAAAUGAGUUUCGAGUGUGCAACGAACUUUUUAACACAGGGAUGUGUGCACAAUUCAGUUGAUUACUUGUCGACAGCUUCCAGUAGUUUAUUUUUUGGAAAGCCUAUCAAAGUUGGAACUAACGUUUCUGAUAUUAUUACACACCUCCAGGGAUCCGGAUGA
Plasmodium gonderi is the source of this 8361-nucleotide messenger RNA. RefSeq names its product DNA-directed RNA polymerase I 190 kDa polypeptide. Gene Ontology annotation, molecular function: DNA-directed RNA polymerase activity; DNA binding. Lineage: Eukaryota; Apicomplexa; Aconoidasida; Haemosporida; Plasmodiidae. The coding region runs from base 1 to 8361 and encodes 2786 amino acids. Gene Ontology annotation, cellular component: RNA polymerase I complex. The record is from RefSeq and is a predicted model, not a curated record. Gene Ontology annotation, biological process: DNA-templated transcription. The transcript is spliced from 3 exons.